CUGCUGUAGAAUUUCUAUCUUAAAUAUUUAAAGUUUUAAAAUUAAAAAAGGAAAAGUCUACUUUUUGUUAUUGUAAAAACAAAAUAAAGAAAUGUAAUAUUGAUUAUUUGAAGUAUGUUGUUGCAAAAAAAGCAAGAAAAGUUGAAUGGUGCAUUAUAUUUUUUAUGUCGAAGAACGGUCUCGAUUGCUGGUUAAAUAAUUCUUUUAAAAAAAAAUUAUUUAAUAGUUCUCUCUGCAAAAAAGAUUUAAAAAUGAAUAAAAAACAAAAUAAACAGGUUGAACUUAAACAAUACAAUAAUAAAAAACAUGUUCAGCCUAAACUAUAUAUAGAUACACAAGAAAAUCUUGGAACUAAUUUUAAUAGCCCAUAUUACUUGGAUAACUCUGAAAUAAUUUCUUUGAAAAAAACAAGUAAUAAUUCAUAUUGUAUUCAUGAUGUAUCACUAGAUAAAGACAAGUCAGAAAAUAUAUACGCUUUUAAAGAAACUAGUAAAAUUAAUGAUAUAAUUGCUAUAGAUGAAGAUGAUGAUAUUGAAGACUUUGAAGCCAAAAAGAUAAGAUUUUCAAAUCAGUCCAUAGAAUUAGGUCAAUGUGAUUUUAAAACAAUAGAUUGUUGGCAGUUAAAAGAAUAUAAUCAAGACGAAGUUGUAUUUGAUGAAAGUCUCAUAAAGGAGCUAGAAGCGGAAAAAGAAACUCAACUUUUGCAACAAGCACAACAAAAGAAUAAUGAUAAAAGUUUAACAAAGGGCAAGCACAAACCAAUGAACAAAAAACAAAGCAAUAUUGGUCAAACAAAAAGUAAUGAACGAAGGACUCCCAAAAAGAUUUCUUGUAAAAGUGUUAGAAGUAAAAUUUCUUGCAAAAAUCCAGUUGAGCAAGAGAACGAAAAAGCAGAAUCUAAAACUUCUUUUUCUGUUGUAGGAAAUUCUACCGAUGUAGAUUUAACAGGAAAGGGACAAGCAAUUUUGAAGAAAAAUAAAAAAGAAUCUAAACGGUCAGGUGAGAACCUAUGCGAUAAUAAAAUCGAUUAUGGGGUAUCAAAAAUUGAUGUACAAAAAAGUGCAGGAGAAUUUGAUAUUGAAUAUCAUAUAACAAAAGUAGCAGAUACUACCGAAUGCAAAAUAAAUUCACCAGAAUUAAAUGGCAGCAAAUUGAUAGUCGAGGAAAUAAAAAAAGUCAAUCAAAAGAAGAACAACAAUAUGUUUAUCACAGGAUUUUUAGAUUUUCUUUCGAAAUCAUCAGGAGAUGUGCGAGAUUUGAUAAAAAAGCGAGACCAAAAUACUCCGGUAAAGGAGGAUUCCACAUUAAGUAAAACACAGUCCACAAAAACCACUAGGAAAAAAAAAGGUUCCCUUCCUAAAAAUGAACUCACAGAUGCAAAAGAAGACAAUAAAAAGAAGACGACGAAAAUCGUUUCUGUCGAUUUAGAAAAAAGUGAGCUUAUACAUACGAAGAAAGAUAAUACAGAAGUACUUUGUGUCGAUAUAGAAAAAUGUAAUUCAGAAUUUUAUGAUGAAAACUCGCAUGCUUCAGAAUCUUCUGUUCAGAGUAUACAUUCAUAUGUUCAAAGUAUAUGCUCAUCAGAUACAGAUUCCGCGUUAUUAAAUACUAGUUCUAAAAACAAAAAAGGUGCCCGUGAAGAACAACAUGAUUUUCUCAUUACAGAUGUUUUGAAAGAACCAAAUAACACUAUCACAAAUGUUAUUGAUUUGUCUGAUGUGUCUUCAGAUGUUGAACACCAAGAGAAACUGCUUAAUGCAGUUAACAAAAAACAAAACCACAAUAGUAAACCCAAAUCUGUUAGCAAAAGAAUUUUAAAAACGUCCUCAGUUGAUUGUGCUGUUAAAGCAAAAGGACAAUUGGAAAAUGAAACUAUUACCAAAGCACACAUUUCGUUGCUUGAUGAGAAUGAACAACCAUCUAAAAUUGAGUUACCUCAAAGUGUUGACUAUCAAAGACUCCUUUUCCAAAAUGGAAAUUUAAUGAUACCCAAAAUUGUGAGUAUAGAGUUAAUAGAAGGUAACUGCAAUGAGGAAAAUAAUUUAACUCAAAGUGCUUUAAAUUCGCCUCCUCUACACUCAAACAAUGGCCAGAUUUGUAUUCAGGUUCAAAACAUUACAUCAACCGUUAUUAAUGGUUCUCAAAAUAACCACAAUAAAUCUAAUGAGUUUUUAAAAUCAGCUACAAUUGUACAAGGUUUGACACAAAGUAAAGGCAAAGCAGAUGCCGGCUGUAAUAACAUCAAUGAAAAAAACUUAACAGAACACACAAUCGGUUGUAACAGUUCGGCAAACUCCAAUUGUAACUCAAACUUAAAAUUUGAUCACUUUAAAAGCAAACAGAAACCUGUUACAAAAAACAAAGAAGGAAUAAAGAAAAAUCAUUCAUUUGAAGUAGGAAAUUUCGUUGUAUUUAAAAAUGAGCUUUACAGUAAUAGUUGGCCGGUAAUCUUUGAAGUUAUAACUUUAACGGCAUUGAAGAGGUAUGAACCAGUUUUCGAAAAUUGUCGAUGGUUGUAUAAAAGUACACUAUCUUAUUUACGCUUUCAACAAAAAAAAAAUUGCAUAAAGGUACCUGUAAAAAUAUUGAACACGGAUAAUGGAAUAAUAACUGCUCAAUUAGAUAGAAUGGAAAUUGAUUACGAUUAUAGCAAGUCUAUUAAAGAAAGUUUAGUUAAAUAUGAAGAAUUAAGAGAACCUUUUUUCAAUUAUAUGUUAACUGUUGUUUCACAAGCUUUAGAUUUUAAUUUUUUCCAAAUAGCUUUCCAAGAAAACAAUCACAACAUUAUGUCAAAAAUUUUGUUGAUUGAUAAUAUUAUAACAAAAGCUGUACAAAAAUGCAAAACUUCUAUUAAUUGGAGUAAUUUACCUCAACCUUCCAUAGAUGAAUUAUGUCAUUGCACAUGCAAAGUUCCAAGUAAAGAAGAAAUUAAAGAACACCGGUGUUACAUGUGUUCCUCAACCAAUAUUAAAACUUCCUUAGUAUUUAGUGGGCAUCCUUAUAAUAAGCUGACGUUGAAAUUAUUGAAAAAAAAUGAGAUUUGGAUUGAAGAAGAGUAUUACUUUUGUCAAGUAUGUUUACAGAAUGUGACUUUAAUACAUAAGUUAACUCAUAUGAAAUAUUCACUGUAUGUAAAAUGUAAAGCAAAAUUAUCUGAGAUCAGAGAUCCUAAUGAUGUUGUAUUAGAUACUAAAAAAAUUUUAAUAUCCAUAUUAAAUGAUACCACAUGGCUAGAAGAAUUAUUUUCAGAAUUUAUUUUAAAUUUAGCUGAAGUUGAUUUCAUAGAGAAAAUUCAUGCGACAUAAUUACUUUUACUAAUAAUAUUGUGGAAAAAUAUUAACAAUAAUUUAAUAAAUUAUUUAAUUUAAAUUUUGCAUAAAACGAUGCCAUAGAAAACUAAUUUUUAUUAUUUAUUAGAGUUACGAAAGAAUUGCUUAACUGGAAAAAUUACCAAAAAUAAAUUCACAAUAUAAGCUAAAUUAACAGAAAACUCGUACUUUAUAUAAUUAAAAUCUAGAACUAAAUUUAUUAUAAUUACAUAUUA
Molecule: messenger RNA, 3544 nt
Organism: Condylostylus longicornis
Lineage: Eukaryota; Metazoa; Arthropoda; Insecta; Diptera; Dolichopodidae
Exons: 3
Coding region: 165-3305 (1046 amino acids)
Source: RefSeq, a predicted model, not a curated record